Darwinula stevensoni is the source of this 3980-nucleotide messenger RNA. The record is from the annotation of a GenBank genome assembly. NCBI's taxonomy places the organism in Eukaryota, Metazoa, Arthropoda, Ostracoda, Podocopida, Darwinulidae.
AUAACACUCAAUUACAGUGCACCUUAUAAUGUGUCUUCAACCAUAUCAUCUUCAACCAUCUUCUCUGCAUUCAUCUGAAAAUCAAAACAUUCCAUCCAUACCUACCUUUUCAUUCUUGCAACUGAUACCCUCCAAUAGUCUGGGAAACAGUAACUCAGCAAGUAAUUACCUAAGGUGUUUUCAGUCUUAUGAAUUCUGUUGAACAUUGAACAUCUUUCCAAAAGAUUUUAGGUACCUGGAGCCAAAGCAUUUUGCACUCUUGCUACCUGUGAAGAGCCAAUGGACCAAUGAAAACAUCAGGCAUAUUGAUCCUCCUGAAAAAGACUUGUGCAAACCAUUGGAAUCACAGAUGGAUGGUUCCACGAAGAGGACACAAUUCCAGCAGUUGGUCAUCAUGUAUGGUGAGGGAAGAGUUUCAGCAGUACUUUGAAGAGCACCAUCAGCACCACAGGAUGCGGUCAAGUCCAGUUGUCCCCUGGAAUGACCCAACUCUUGCAUUCACCAAUGCUGGCAUGAACCAGUUCAAGAAGGUGCUGUUGGGUGAAGAGCCAAGGCCACAUCCUCGUGUGGUGAACAGUCAGAAGUGCAUUCGAGUCGGUGGGAAACACAAUGACUUGGAAGAUGUGGGGACAGAUUCCACCCACCAGACGUUCUUUGAAAUGCUUGGCACUUGGUCCUUUGGAGAUUAUUUCAAGCCUGAAGCAUGCAACAUGGCAUGGGACUUCCUCACCAAUCGACUUGGCCUGAGACCUGAGGACUUAUACUGCACCUAUUUUGCAGGUGAUGAGAAUGUCUCCCCAGAUCUUGAGACCAGAGAGAUCUGGCACAAUCUUGGGGUUCCUGAAGAGAGAGUGCUUGGAUUUGGGAGGGAAAACUUUUGGGAUAUGGGAUUUGUGGGUCCAUGUGGUCCCUGUUCAGAAAUCCAUUAUGAUCAUGAGCACCAAGGUGGGAGGGUGAAGCAUCUGGUCAAUACCGGCCAUCCCAGUGUCGUGGAGCUGUGGAAUCUCAUGUCUGGAAAGCCAGGAUAUGGGAAGGUGGACAAAUUAGAUGUGAGUUAUCGCAUCAUUGCCGAUCAUGCCCGUAUGGCCACUGUAGCCCUGGCUGAUGGCAUGUUCCCAGAGCACAGCCAGAAGCUUCGAUUCGUGAUUCGGCGAGCACUGGAAAUCUCACAAAGAGACUUUGGGCACUCAUGUGGUCUUUUACAAAGAUUAAGUGAGGGAGUUGCUGAGACCCUUGGAGACCCUUAUCCAGAAAUACCUUUAAAUCUUCAAAGAAUCCAUAACAUCCUUUCAUAUGAAGCUGAACUCUAUGAGAAUAUGAAAAGGAGAGCCCGAGAUCACGGACUGGAUCGUCUCGGCAUCGAGGGUCGCCUGUUUCAGGUACCAGGCGUUGUCGGUGCCUCGGAGGAGAUCGAUCGCAAAAAGCGAAUGGGAAUUUAUAGCAUCAGUACUGAGAUCCCCAAAGAAGAAGUCCUUCGCAUCGGUCGGUCGUACUCCCUCUCGAUCCCUCUGCUGAAAGGCCUCCUGGAGAUGAAGAAACUUCCAUUCCCCCUUAUUAACGAGUCUGAGAGCUUAGAAGCAGACAAUUCCUUGGAGGUAGCCUCUUUUCCUCUGGGGCUCCUUUCACCUGAUUGCAUUUCUCUCUUGGAAUCCGAUGGCUUGCCUGCGACAGAUGAUGCUGCCAAGUAUCAUUAUCACCCGGGUGCCAGUCGAGAUUCUCAUUAUCGAGUGCCAGCAGUCAGAGCUAAGGUCGUGGCUCUUUUUGCAAAUGGUCAAAGAGUCCAGUCUGUUGAAACAGGUGAGGCUAUUGUGAUCACUGACAGGACCAACUUUUAUGCCGAAUCUGGAGGCCAAGUAGGGGAUCAGGGCUUUAUGUAUGCUAAAGGAGAGCCUCACCUUCGUGUGAGGGACACCAAGAAGCAAGGUGGAUACUGUUUGCAUGUCUGUGAUGUCCUCAAAGAGCUCAUUCGAGUCGGAGAAGAGCUUCUGCUCUGCAUCGACGAGGAGUUUCGUACGGAUUGUGCCCGAAACCAUUCUGCCACUCACCUUCUGAAUGCUGCUCUACGUCAAGUCCUGCAGGGAACUGUUGGUCAGCACUCGAGUCGUGUCGAUCGCGAUCACUUGCACCUGGGGAUUCUGACGAUGAAAGGUUCCCUUUCGGUUCGACAAAUCCACGCCGUCACGGAUCUGGUGCGGAAGGCAAUCGAGUCUGACGUACCGGUGAAGACGAAGACGACAAAGAUCAUGGAAUGCGUCCUUGAUCCUAGAGCGACCCUCGUCCCAGGAGAGGUGUACCCAGACGAUGUGCGUCUGGUCUCCAUGGAAACCCCAGAUGACUUCUCUUCAAAGGAGCCCUGCUGUGGAACACAUGUCAUCUGCACAGGAGACAUCCAACAUUUUCUUAUUGUGUCUCAGAAGGCUGUGACAUCUUCCCUCAGGACGUUGAAGGCUGUCACGGGAUCGGAGGCCGUCUGCAUCCUCGAGAAGGGUCAGAAACUGCUUGAUGAGGUGAAAAGAAUUAGUGGCUCUGUAGGAGAGGGUUUGGAGCAGCUGAUUAAGCAGAUAAGGAAGAGGCUGCUUUCAGAACUUGUGCCUUAUGAAAUGAGAAUAGAAAUUGAAGACAAACUGGAUGCAAUUGAGAAAGAAUUCAUUAGUCAAAGAAAGGACUAUCUUGUCCAGAAGAUGAAGGAAGAGAUGUUGGGGGUGCUCAGCAGAAACAAGGACCUUGGCUUUGUGGUUCACAUGCUGGAAUGCAUCCCAAAGGCCACUGAUGUCUCCAUACCCCUAAUCAAGGUCACACGGCUCUGCAAGGACAGACCCAUUCUAAUUUUUGGUCUGACGCACAAGGCCCUUGUUGCUCGUUCUCUUCCCUUUCAGGCAGAAUCAAAGAAGCUCUCAGCUGAGAAAUGGUGUGAAGACAUAGUGAGGCUGUUGGAUGCAAGUGGGAGUGCUCCCAAAGGGCAGGACCCACAACUCGUCUUCAACAUCAGGAAGGAAUUGACCCAUGAUGAACUCUCUGACCAACUUAUAGAAGAAGCAGUGGUUUCUUCUAGAGCCCUUCUUUCCUUGUUGGUAGGUCUCUUUCGUGCGUGUGGGUGUGUCAUGAUCUUGCUCGAAGUGAACAAUCGCAUUGUCGAGGACACCCUCGCGGUCAAGUUCAAGAAUGCCUUGGCUGGGGUCAAGCCAGAAUCGAUAGAUGUGACAGUGGCUGACUUUGAUGGAGUCCUCUUCCACAUCUCCAAUGUUGAUGGGGACAAGACUAAAGUUCGACUGAGCAUCUCGCUCAAGUUCUACAAAGAGCUUCAGGAACAUGGAGCUGAUAACCUGCUUCGUCGAGAAUAUGGAAGUCUCAUCACCACUCCAGAGGAUGGGUACAAUGUGUCUCUGAAGUUUGACCUGGAAAAAGUCCCUAAUAAUUGGGAGGAGCUGGUGAAGAAGGCAGGGAUGCUGAAGAGAAAUUGCUUUGCUUCUGUUUUUGAAAAGUAUUUUGAGUACCAAGAGAAAGGAGGAAUCAACAACAGGGCCGUGAUCCAUUACCGAGAGGAAGAGACCAUGUAUGUAGAGGCGAAGGCAGAUCGUGUGACGGUGGUGUUUAGCACCAUCUUCAGGGACGAUGACGAUGUUGUGAUAGGGAAAGUCUUCAUGCAGGAGUUCAAGGAGGGCCGGAGAGCCUCCCACACUGCUCCACAGGUGCUGUUUUCCCACCGAGAACCCCCUCUCGAACUGCAACACACAGAUGCCAAAGUAGGAGACAACAUCGGAUACAUCACUUUCGUGCUGUUCCCGAGGCACACGAACCCGGCGACGAGGGACAACACCAUCAACCUGAUCCACAUGUUCCGCGAUUAUCUCCAUUACCACAUCAAAUGCUCGAAAGCGUACAUCCAUUCCCGGAUGAGGGCCAAGACGGCUGCGUUUCUGAAGGUGCUCAACCGGGCCAGACCCGAGCCGAAGAACGUCGAGAGGAAGACCAUCACGUGA